Molecule: messenger RNA, 3759 nt
Organism: Saprolegnia diclina VS20
Lineage: Eukaryota; Oomycota; Saprolegniomycetes; Saprolegniales; Saprolegniaceae
Exons: 6
Coding region: 970-3759 (929 amino acids)
Source: RefSeq, a predicted model, not a curated record
GAAUCGUGGACCCAGCACCGCGCGAGCUCAAGAUCUGCCCAUGCGCGAGCAGGACUCGGCGGGCCCGGGCCUCGAUGGGCGACGCGAGAGCCUUCGCAGCGAGAUGCUGAGCUUCGUCCAGAGCUGCAACCGGGCCAUGGAUGGCGCAGCCCCGCGAUCGACCUCGGCGCCAGCGCGUGCGGUCUCGACACCCUCGGCCGUGGUCGCGCUCAUGCGGUCGUACGCAGCCUGGGCAUCUGCCCGCGACGACAACUACCUGGCGUACGUGCUCCAAGGCGAUGUCGAUCGAGUUGCCCGAUCGUGCGAGCUCGAGGCGGCUGCGAUUAUCGAUGCACUCGUGCUCGAAGCGACGCCGCACGACGCGACCAUUGCGUGGCUGCUGCACGAAGCGGGCGCGAUCAACUACAGCAGCUACCUCCUACGAGCUCUCUUUCCCCAUGGACAUGCGUCGACGCAUUGGCGCCGUGGCGUGCACAACCUCGUGUCGACGGUCACUGCGUCGGCCACAGACGACACCAGCCGACGCAUCCUCGACUACCUCGUCGCAUGCCUCGUAUCGCUUGAUGACGCAACAAAGAGCGCAGUCGCCUUGCUUCGCCCUGCCAUCGCUGCCAUCGUCGAGACCUUCAACACCUCGGACAAUGACAAAGUACAUGCGCUACUCAUCGACGCCUUCCGCCCCACAAGCAGCACGCAACAAUACAAGCCUUUCUUCGCGAGCAGCUCGUCCGUCUCGCAUCGCAGCCAUCUCCGACGCCAGCACGCAUCGAGCGGCUCGGCAGCGUCACGGACGUCACCGUCUUCCUCUCGGUGUUGCAAACAGCGGUCGCGGACCCCGCCGUCAUCGCCUCGAGGACCAUUCACCCCGGCUUGGUCGCCCUCAUCGGCUACUACCACCGAGAGGGCCCGCAGCUCGUUCUGCAGGUGCUCUCGCUCGCGCACGACUUGGUGGAGACCGGCCUCCAGGCAAUGACUGCUGAUGUGGCGCUCUACGGACUCCGAUUAGCGGCGCAAGCGUGCGUGGACGAGCCAGACAUCUAUUCCCGCUGGUUUGAAGUCCACUUUGGCGUCGCCAGCCACGCGUCACCGUCGUUGACGGCAACCAACACAGAGCUAACCCGAGCUGUAUCCGUGUGUCUUCGCCCGACUUGCGCUCUCUUGACGACGAAGCGGAGUCUCCAGUUCAUGUCGGCGCUUUUGACCGACGAGCUGCACGCGACGACGGACGCAAAGGCGAUUGAAAUGACACUCCGCGUCCUCAAGACCCACGCGAGCGAGUUUCCCGAGUUUGUCUGGACCUACGUGUCGCUGGCCCGGAGCCGGCUUCAGCAGCUCAAGGCCGCAGCCGUUCCAACCCCUAACGUAGCGGCGCUGGACAAAGCCCGAGAUGCCACGGCGACCGAAGUCGAGGGGUAUGUCGAGGCCUUCCUCGAUACCGGCCGCGUCUCGUCCAAGCUGCGCCAGCGCAUCUUGAUGCAGGGUAACGUGUGGCAAACCGUGCUCAAGCCAUAUUUGCUGCACGCCGAGAUGCCGCAUCAACUGCCCUUCUCGAUGCUCCUCGGGUGGGCGCAGCUCACCCAUGCGCUCGUCCACGAAAAGUCGAUCACCGAGAUCGAGUAUGCGCCGUUCGUUCAACGCGUGCACGCGCUUGUGACGCGCCGCGUCGCUUACGAGCAGACGCGACAGCAAACGCUCUCGAGCUUGGCGCGCGAGCUCGUCGCUACGUCAAUUUUGCCGGGACGGACGCCAUCCGCUGUGCUUGGCCGCAUGACGGCUCGCGUGCGCGGUAGCUUGCUCCAACCCUCCAUGUCCCUUGACACGCUCCUCGGUGACAUUCGCGCCGGAUGCAACGAGAUGCUGGCAGUACCAAGCGCGGAGUCAGUGCUGCCGUCGCUGCAUACGUUCUUGGUCGCCGUUGCGGCGCUGCCCAACGUCGACGCGCUUCAAACAGCCUUUCUCGCGUGGCUUCACACGGACGUCGCCACGCUGCGUCACGGCGGAUGGCUUCUCGGCGCCGCCGCGUGUGCCAUGGAUGACACGCCCGGCGCUAUCGCAUUGCUAGAAGCUCACAUUGCGGGCGUUGCGCCCGAUACGAUCGUCGACGUCUUUUGCAGCUGCUUUGAGUACACGGAGGCGAUUUUUCUUCUCUCCCAAAGCAAUGACGGCGUCGACGCGCGUGUCUCGGUGCGGGUCGUGCAGUUUCUGUACUGGGUCUCGCUGCGGCACCACUACCACGGCCUUGAUGGUCCGUCGUGGCUCCCUACGAGCAUCCGCCGCCUCGAAGAACGGCUGUUUGAGCAACGCGCGCCAGUGCUCGAGUCGGCGGCGUUCUUUCCCGUCUGGCUCGAAUUCGAGCUGCACGUCGGGCUCGCUUCACCCGCCUACCGCAUCGACUGCCUAGCAAUGCACUUCAUGAGCAUCAAGGACCGCGUCGACGCCGCCGCCAUCUCGACCGUCUGUAGCAUGGGCAAGGAGCUCCUUCGACACCAAGACACGUGCCACGCCACGGAUGCAUCACUGCCGCACACCACCGAGCACGACCGCGUCGCGAUCCACCCGUGCUGGACACGCACAAAGAAGCGCAAGCGACCGCACGCGGCUUGCGACGUUGGGCUUGGCGUCGCGCUCUUCCAGCAAGCGCUCAUAAUGGUCAUGAACCAGUCGAGCAAGAAGGGCAACCUCGUCACGGCCAUCGUCAAUGUGCUAACCGAGCACGCAACGAGUCGCAUCGCCGCUUGCACCAAUGUGAUACACAAGGCGUCGUACGUGGGCGUCUUCUUGGAGCUGCUUCUCGCGGUCGUCGUGCAUGGACAUAUGCAGCCGAGGGCUUUUUCUUUGCUGCAAGCGUUUGCGACGACGCACUUGGCCGACCUCGCGCCGUGGCACCCGCGCACGACGGGCAUCCUCCUCGCGGCCAGUCUCUCGAGCGGUAGCGAGAUGUCGUGGCAGCAGCUCCAGGAGACCUUGUCGCCCAUUGUGCUCGCAAGCGUUUUGUACUUUUGGCCCAUGGUCAACGCUGCGCUCGUGCCCGAGAGUGCGGUGCUGCCGCUUCUAGGCGAGCUGCAUGUCGACUUGGUACUCGCCACGACCCGCGGCGCGAUGCACCCGUACCCGACCGAGUGGCGUGCCUCGUUUCUAAAGCUCGCGCGCUUCUGGCUCGCGUGGGGCAUGCCGCUGGAUUUAUCGACGCUCGAGGCAAAGCUGUUACUGCGCGACGAACGAGCCAGCGCGAGAGUCGUUGAGGACGCGCACGCGGCGUGGGGCGAGUGGAUUGAAGCCACAGACGCCCACACCAAGUACCCGCUUUUGCUUGUGCAGCUGGCGGCGCGCAGUCUCGUGCUCCACCCGCGCGCGACGGGGCAAAUCUUCUUGACCGUUUCGACUGGCGGCUCGUUACGUGGCGCGCUGUGGGUGCUCCUCGUGGUGCAGCAGCUCCAUCCGACUGCCCACAUUGCAUGUAUUCAGCUACAUCGCGCAGCGUGGCUGGAGCAAGUCGCUAUGGCCUGUGCGACGUACGUGGAAGCAGCGACGACGUCAACGGCGACACCGCCCUGGCUCUUUGCGUGGGCGUCGGUGAUCGGGACUAGUGUGCCAACCUUCUUGGCCGAGACGGUGGCGGCCGGCGCCCGCUUGAACAUUCGAAUCGAAAACGCCCAAGUGCGGGACGUGAUGCGGCGUCUCCUGCCCGAGGACCUCCACUCGAGUCCGUCCGCCGCUACCGCCAGCAGCAGCAGCAUGCUCUGGUCCAGCACGAUGUAA